AUGGAAAACACCAACAACAAUAACAACAACAACAACAACAACAACAACAACAACAACAACAACAACGAGGAUGAUGAUGAACCAGAAGAUCCCGGUACAGAGAUAGGUUUUGUACUUGAUGGAUCUACAAGCAUAAUGUCGGCGGAUUUUGAGAGAGCUAAAAACUUCAUAUCCAUGGUGAUGACCAAAGUCUGGUCGAAAUGCUUCAACUGUGAUUUUGCUGUGGUUCAGUAUGGAUCACACAUCAGGUCUGAGCUUUUACUUAAAGAGAGUAUGGAGAAUGGUACAAAAGCUGUUGAGAAGGUCAAAAACAUCAAACAAAUUAUGAAUGCAACGGUUACAGCUUCAGCCAUACAAUAUUUGUUAAAUUACACCUUCGUGCCUGAAAAUGGAUCAAAACCAGAUGCCAAGAAAAUAAUGAUUUUGCUGUCAGAUGGGGAAAUCUCGUACUGGGAUAAAAAGGAUCAUCUAGAGAAUACACUGAGGAUGCUCACUGAAAUGAAUAUUAAAAGAUUUGCCAUUGGGGUUGGAGAAAUUAAAAACAAGACAACAAGUCAAGAAGAGAUGAAAAGCAUCACUGCAAAUGAAAAGAACCUCUUCUGGGUUGAUGACUACAAAGCUUUGGAUCAUAUUCUUGCUCAACUGGAAACUAGCCUCAUCAGUGGAAUUGAAGGAAUAAAGCAAGGGGACAGCUUUAAAUUCCAACUCUCAGAGGCUGGAUUUAGCAGUCACAUGGCUCCUGAUAGCUCUGUCCUAUUUGGGGCGGUUGGAGCAUAUGACUGGAGUGGGGGAGUGAUCCUCAAAUCCACCCUGCAGAAAAAUGCAAUUUUCUUACAGGGGAACUCCUCGGGACAAAGGUUCUCUUACUUAGGCUACAGUGUGUUGUCAGCUACAGGCUCCUCUGGGAUUCUCUACAUCUCAGGGGCCCCCCGUUACUAUCUGACAGGGGGGGUAUUUGUCUUCGAGGCAAACACACAGACACAACUUCAGAUUCUACACGGUGAUCAGGUUGGCUCAUAUUUUGGCUCAGUAUUAUGUGCUUUAGACAUUGACCAGAACGGGGUGACAGACUAUCUGCUCAUAGGAGCAUCAUCAUUCCACCAAAGUGGGGAGGAGGGCAGAGUAUAUGUCUACAAACUUGAGCAGAAACUGUUCAGAGAGGAGGACUUUAAGUGGCAAGGUUUGGAUAAAUAUGUUUUUGCCAGAUUUGGGGCAGCCAUUGCUGAUGUUGGAGAUCUGGAUGGGGAUAAGUACAAUGAUGUGGCUGUUGGUGCACCACUGGAGGAGGAUGGAUGGCCUGAAAGCUCUGGAAGUAUUUAUAUCUACAACGGAGCACAAGGGAAGCUUCAUAAACACUUCUCACAGAGAAUCUCCCCUGCGGAAAUCAGCAUGAAGCUUCGCCAUUUUGGUCGGUCCAUCAGCACUUUUUCGACCAAAAAAGACAAUCAAAGACAGCGUUAUAUCGGUGUUGGGAGCAAAAGCACAGUAACUGUCCUAGAAACUCUUCCAGUCAUUGUUUUCAAACCUCACCUAACCCUGAAUCCAGAUAAUAUUCCUCUUCAAUGGCAGCUAAACCAAAACACCAAGCCAGUCACCCUGAAAAUCUGUCUCAAUACCCAACGGGGAGCUAUUGCUAAUAGGGAAGAACUUCAAAUCCCAUACAGCAUUCAUCUGGAUAUAGGUCAAAACAAAAAACGACUCAGUUUUGACAACAAAGCAGACAAAGAGGGAAACUUGACCGUUCUUUUUGAUCAGGACUGCCUUGGCUCUUCCAUCCCUCUGAGUUUUGUGGGCUGCUAUGAUUGUCAUUCACCCAUCAUAGUGCGGUUUACCUUCUCGUUACCCUUGCCAGUCACUGGUAAACCUCUUCGGAUUUUGGAUGCCCUCACGCCAAAUGAAACUAUGGGAAAGAUAGAAUUUGAGAGAGAGUGUGCCAUAAGCAACAAAUGUGUUGAAAAGAUAUCCCUGUCUCAGACGAGGCUUAGUGACAAAUUUCUUGUCAUCGGGUCAACUGAGAGCAUAGAAAUAUCCUUCAACCUGACCAACAGUGGGGAUGGAGCCUACAUGACGAUGCUGGUUCUGACAUACCCUCGUGUCCUUCAGUAUAGCCAUAUGACAUCGAAUUCAAUGACGCUUAGGGGCUCAGCAUGUGAAAAUGAAUUGAAAGAGUCAUAUUCCCACCUUAAGUGUCACCUUCUGCAUCCAGUCUUCAAGAGAGGGGAACGGCUGGUGGACACAAAGUCGGACAUGCUGGACGGCAACAUCAUGGCAAAUUUAACAUGUGAGAAUCGUGGCACCCGGGAGCUGGACAACCAGACAUACCACUUUAGGAUUAGGAAUGCUUUGAAAGUCCAAGUAGCAGGGGAAGUCAACACAAAAUCAGUGAAAUUUACAGACGAAGUUGAGAAAAAAGACAUCCAAUAUACAUUCAAGCUGCUUGGGGAGAACAAAUACAACGCAACUUUAAAUGUUAGCAUUGGCAUAUGGCUACCAGCCCAGCACACUGACAUAAUCAUAACUCACGUGGAGCCCAAGGGGUCAUCUGACACUAUAAGUGCCACAGCUAGUGUGGGCUUUGAUAAGGAACAGUACCAACUUCUAGGCACAGAAAUGACAUCAUCACAGGUGGAAGUUAUAAUACUUAAACAGCAUGUAGUGAAAUCCAUGUCAGCAGUUAUUGGUGGCUCUAUAGGCGGUAUAUUGUUCCUGGGAAUUUUCAUUGUCAUCCUUAUCAAGUGUGGCUUUUUUAAGAGACGUGAUCCACAUGAGCCAUCAACAAUUUCAGACUGA
This is a messenger RNA of Lampris incognitus (smalleye Pacific opah), 2790 nucleotides long. It is a transcript of the gene itgae.2, whose product is annotated as integrin, alpha E, tandem duplicate 2. NCBI's taxonomy places the organism in Eukaryota, Metazoa, Chordata, Actinopteri, Lampriformes, Lampridae. The record is from RefSeq and is a predicted model, not a curated record. Gene Ontology annotation, molecular function: integrin binding. Gene Ontology annotation, biological process: cell adhesion mediated by integrin; integrin-mediated signaling pathway; cell-matrix adhesion. The transcript is spliced from 24 exons. Gene Ontology annotation, cellular component: integrin complex; external side of plasma membrane. Bases 1 to 2790 code for a protein of 929 amino acids.